AUGUCUUUGUCAUUUGAUGUUAAAAGUGCAAAUAACAAGUUCGAAUGUCUGAAACAACAAGCUAUAGAGACUUGCUUCCUUAGACGUUGGUCGAGUUUGAUUCACUUCAUGGCUCUAUCAUCAGUUCUUCAAUUUUCAAUUUUUGCUGUUUAUCCCGAUGUUAGCCCAGCUGUUCGCGCUUUAUGCCACGGUUUAAUUAAACCUAGAGAAGUGACAGAGAAAAGUGAUACCUUGUACAUCAUGUUUACAAGAGAUAGUAUGAUAGACAACAAUAAAGGAACCUGCUUUCAGCCGAAUCACUUCUGCCCACUCAUUGCCGCUAAUACUUUGUCAGAGAAACCUUUACAAGGUCAAGGGUUUUCAUUCGACGAAAACGAUUUUCCCCCGCUUAUUCCACCACUUGCUUCGGCAUUGCCCAAUUUAUUAUCAUCACAUUCAAAGGCACAAUUCACUUCUUCUUUAACUUCUCAAAACCUAUCUAGAAGAAACGCAUUUAAAUCUUUCAAGAAAUUGAAACGACAAAGGAAAAUAGACACCAGUGACAUCGAUAGAAGCAUCUCUAGUCCAAAGAAACCUUUUAAUCCCACAUCUACAUUUUCCCAUAUUAAACCGAAUGGCAAUUUUUGUGAGAAAAAUGGAAAGUUUGCAAUUUCUUCUUCAAUAGAAACACCAGUUGACAAAAAAUGCAAAACACUUUCAGAAAACACAUGUGAAACUAGACCUAUAGACACAAUAAAGAAAUCUGAUGAAGAAUUAUUGUUCACUGCAUUACCCUGCUUUGGUACAUCACGUCCUUAUCCAUUAUUACCUACUGAAUGGUACGAAAAGAUAGGAAUGGAGAGGGAAAUUAAGAUGAAAGCGAGUAAGGCCGAUAAAUGCACUCCUUUCCAUGACAAAUGCCAGGAUAUAGAACAAAAUGCAAUCAUUAGCCCACCGUAUCCCUUACUUCCUGUUGAAUGGUAUACAAAAGUUGGAAAAAAGGUGGAAAAUGAGAAAAGUGAAAAGGAAGGCAAAGAUUAUGCUUCUAAGCCGACGAAGGAUCAGACUCAUGAUCAAUUCCCAUUUCCCUUGCUUAAGAAGACUUGGUACCAACGGCGUGGUAUGCUUGCCAGCGAAAAAUAUCGCACGAGAAAAAAGGAAUAUUAA
This is a messenger RNA of Paramuricea clavata, 1146 nucleotides long. The record is from the annotation of a GenBank genome assembly. NCBI's taxonomy places the organism in Eukaryota, Metazoa, Cnidaria, Anthozoa, Malacalcyonacea, Plexauridae.